Molecule: messenger RNA, 1982 nt
Organism: Lindgomyces ingoldianus
Lineage: Eukaryota; Fungi; Ascomycota; Dothideomycetes; Pleosporales; Lindgomycetaceae
Product: rRNA processing protein-like protein Bystin
Exons: 1
Coding region: 84-1568 (494 amino acids)
Biological process (GO): rRNA processing
Cellular component (GO): preribosome, small subunit precursor; cytoplasm; nucleolus
Molecular function (GO): snoRNA binding
Source: RefSeq, a predicted model, not a curated record
CUUCACAGCUGGUCCACCAUUCUCACGACCUCCACCACCCUCACGAUCUCCACUACCCGUCAGCCCGUCGCAAAUCGCCCACAAUGCCGAAAGCCCCCAAAUCGCCCGCCAUUUUGCAGCGUCACAACCCUCUUACUGAAGAAUACCUACCCUCACAGCCCUUCAAGCAGAAGCCAGCGAAGCGGAGGAAGCGCCCAAGAGAUGAGGCCGACGAGGAACACUUCAUAGACUCCAAGGCUUCGAGAAAAAUUCUGGAGAUUGGCCGCGGUCUGGCGGAGGAAGAGGAGCGAGAGAACCAAGUGCAACGACCGCCCACCGCCAACCCCGCUUUCGACUUCGACACACGGUUGGGCGACGACGACAGCGCAGAAGACCCCACGGCACAGUAUGAUGACGAGGAGGCAUGGGGAGAUGAAGAGGAAGCCGUGCAGGAGGCCGUGCAAGAGGCCGAGAUUGACCCCAGCGACCUGGCGACCUUCAACAAAUUCAUACCUACAGACGACAACCCCAUCGUCUGGCCAGGCGAAGAAGCCCACCCGUCGGGCCCGGGUACCGAUCUCGCGGCCCUCAUCCUCGAAAAAAUCGCCGCCCAUGAAGCCGCCAAUCCCUCCCAGCACUCCAUCCACGGCGGCGGCGACCCCUCCGACGCCAUCGAGCUCCCCGCCAAAGUCGUCGAGGUCUACUCCAAAGUCGGGCUAAUCCUCUCCCGCUACAAAUCCGGCAAGCUGCCCAAACCCUUCAAAAUCCUGCCUACGAUCCCCGCUUGGGAGACACUCAUCGCAGUAACGCGUCCCGACGCCUGGACGCCGAAUUCCGUAUACGCCGCAACCCGCCUCUUCGUCUCCUCAAAUCCCGCUACCGCCCAGCAGUUCCUCAACACGAUCCUCCUCCCCGCCGUCCAAGACAACAUCCGCGAGACCCAAAAACUAAACGUACAUCUGUACAACGCGCUCAAGAAAGCGCUCUACAAACCGUCUGCCUUCUUCAAGGGCGUUGUAUUCCCCCUGCUGGCUGAAGGAACUUGCACGCAACGCGAAGCGCACAUCGUCGCAAGCGUCGUCGCCAAAGUCAGCGUCCCCGUGCUCCACUCUGCCGCCGCACUGCACCGACUCUGCGAACUCGCAGCGGAACAAAUGUCCUCGGAUCCUGAUAGUGCGGGUCCGGUAAACAUAUUCAUCAAGGUCCUGCUGGAGAAGAAAUACGCGCUCCCAUUUAAAGUCGUGGAUGCGCUCGUCUUCCACUUCCUCCGUUUCCGCGCUGUGGGAGCGAGUAGCGCCGAUGCUAUGACCAUUGAUUCGGAAUCUGCAGCCGGGGAUCUAGGUGGCUCCGGGAAAUUGCCCGUGAUUUGGCAUCAGUGUUUGCUGGCGUUUGCGCAGAGGUAUAGGAAUGACAUUACGGAGGAUCAGAGAGAGGCAUUAUUGGAUUUGCUGUUAACGAGAGGGCAUAACAGUAUUAGCCCUGAGGUGAGGAGGGAGUUGUUGGAAGGCAGGGGGAGGGGAGUGGUUGUCGAACCGCCGCCUGUGGGAACUGAUGGUGAUGACACUAUGGUUAUGGCAGUGGAUGGGUAGAUGGGGUUGAGUUAAAGGAUCGACCAGGCUCCAUAAGCAAGCAGCGUGCUAUGCUGCACCUUGCACAAAAUAAUCAUUUUCAGAGAUAUCCACAUGUUUCUCCACUACUCUCUACCUUCUCUUCUCCCGCCCACAGCCCCUCUUAUCCCCAUUCACUCACUCACAACAUCGACCUUACUCCCAUAAAACGCAACAAACCCCUUAAUCUUCUCAUACCCAGACUUCGGCUCUGGGUAGUACCAAGCAGAGUCCUUCAACGUCUUUCCAUCGACCUCGAUCGUGUAGUAUGACGCCUUGCCUUUGUAGGGGCAGGUUGUGUGCGUCGAGGUUGUGGUAAAUGCAGUCUUAGUCAGAGAUGCGGGCGGGAACUGUGAGUAGCGAGUGUUACGUUAGGGACGAGGGAAGGGGGGGGGG